This is a messenger RNA of Vombatus ursinus (common wombat), 4402 nucleotides long. It is a transcript of the gene ZDBF2, whose product is annotated as zinc finger DBF-type containing 2. The record is from RefSeq and is a predicted model, not a curated record. The transcript has 12 exons. Lineage: Eukaryota; Metazoa; Chordata; Mammalia; Diprotodontia; Vombatidae. Gene Ontology annotation, molecular function: nucleic acid binding; zinc ion binding. Gene Ontology annotation, biological process: genomic imprinting; epigenetic programming of gene expression. The coding region runs from base 498 to 3569 and encodes 1023 amino acids.
ACUCAUCUGAAAAAGGAUCGGUUUGGGCCUGACGGUCCCACAAUCCUGAAAUUUACCCUUUGCUUCUCUUUUUUUUGAGGAUGAAGUCGAAUCUUCCCCAGCUUAAGGCUAACCCUUCCUUCCUUCCACCUUGUCACCAGAUUUAUCCAGAAGUGAGGGAGAGACAUUGAAAACCCUUGUCUUCUUGUAGCUCAGGUUUCUGACCCAGAUGUCUGCACUGACUUAAUGUCCUAAAGCUGAGGAAGGCUACAACUUUGAAGUCUAAUGUCUGAUAUAUUUGAAAUAGUCUUAUUUUGUGGGGGAAAGGGCUACUAUCAAGGUUAUUAAUGAAAAUAACCAGCACUUACCUUUCUGGUAAGAAAUUGUGGUGCAGUGGCAAGAGUGUUGGGUUUAAUCAGAGGACCUGGAUGCGAUUCCUGGCUUUCUCACUUACUGACUGUAUGGCCUUGGAAAAACAGUAAAUCAAAAACAACUGGCAUAGCAACUGCUUCUGACAGAUGUCUAACAGGAUUAAAACUGCUGAGGUGGCCACUGCUUCUUCCAUACAAGGUUUUGGAAGGCAGGCUCUCAGAGGAGAGAAAGAAAUAUCAGUUUUAAGGGUUCGGAACCACAAGACAGCUGACUCUAGUAGAUCCAUCAUGCAGAACCGACAAGGGUAUUGUAACUGUUGCCAUGUGCACUAUAUUAACCUUGAACAGCAUAUAAUCAGCCCCCAACACAGAUACUUUGCUACAUACUGUAGGUAUCGGCUGGGUACCAAUAGCCUUUUGGAUCGUUUUCUUCAUGAUGUCAUGCAGUAUCACCCACAUCAGUAUUAUGAUAACAGACCAACUUAUGAUGACAUACCACUUCUCAGCCGUCCAUCACCUCCCAAGGAGGCUCAAUUGGAUAUUGAUCAGGUUCCAGAAAAGGGGGCUGAGAUGGAAACUCUUGGUGAUGGAGAAGAUUCGUCUAUGAAGGACUUGAAAUCCAUUGAAGAUUCAUGUUCUUCAUGUAAAUCCCAGAAGGAUAUGGGGGAGGUUUCUCUUCGACAUACAGUUAUCCAAACAAGAACGAAUGAAGAGCAGCUGCCUAUGGAAGACUCUCAGGAGGAGACCAUGUGCAUUGAUAAUAACAUGCAAAUUCCUGAAGAAAACAUUCAAACUACAAAUAGUAGCCAUAAAAUCCAAUUUACACCAGUGAUUACAGAGCUUUCCAGUUCUGUUAAUUCUUUACCUCAAGAUCCUGCUGUUAGUCCAGUUGUGACUGAGAAUGCCAGUUUAUCAUCCCCAGAAACUCAAUCAGUUUCAGUAAUCAAAUGUACCCCAAACAGGAAGGAUACGUGCAAUAACGAUAUACAGUUCGACAAAUGUUCUAACUCUUUUGAGUCAUCACUCCAGUUAGGAACCUCUUCAGUUUUACGUCAGAGCCCUAAAGUUGGACAAGGGAACUCUUUCGAUAUGACCUCAGGAGAAAACUCAGAAACAAAGUUGAGCAGUAUUGGUACAGUUCCUGUUAACGAAGUCGUUGAAGACGUCAUUCUGCCCAAUAUACAGCCCAGCCAAGAGGAGGAGAGUCCCUUUUUUAAUAUAUCUGCCAUUUUGGAUCAUGAAAGUACAACAGAUUCUGAAAUGAGUUUUGAUUGUGAUACCCCAUUUGAAUCAGUAGCUGACCAGCAUACAUUAGCUGUGAAAGAAAUAGACUUUCUGACAGAGGUGCAUGUUGACCUGGAAGAUGAGAACUAUCAAUCUCGUUUGAGCUCUGUUCUCAAAGUUAGUUCCUUAGGGGACGCACAACCAGCAAACGUGAACACAGUGGAACACCAUGACGAGCCAGUGCUUCCUGCACUUCCUCAUGUGCCUCCUUCCUUUGUGGGAAAAACAUGGACUCAAAUAAUGUAUGAAGAUGACUUAAAGAUUGAAGCUAUGGUGCGUGAAUUCCGGGAAGGCCGGAAUUUCCGUUGUUACUUUGAUGAUGAGCCUGAGACUAAGAAAACAAGCAAAAAUAAGCAGAAAGGUGGGACGUCAGCUAAUGCACUGCCAGAAUUCAAUGAUACUGCAAGCGUUUGUAGUUUUGACAACUUUUCUGAGGCUUCAGAUACGCUAUGCAAUGCUCCACCAGCUAAGAGGCCUAAGAAGCAAACAUGGCGCAUGGCUUCUCGAUGCCAGGUUGUUAAAGUCAGCCAUGGGACUCAGACAAGUGUGAUAGACUAUUCAGUAUUUGGAAGACACGUUUUUAGUGAGCAAGAGCUAUUGGACAAUGAGACAGGUAUUUGGUUGGAGAAUGAUAGGACACCAAACACAAGUACCAGAUUUUGUACACUUAAACUCCCAGAAUCAUAUACCAAAAUUUUGAGCCCUGUGCAACCUGAAACAGUAGUUUAUGUUCUUUCUUGCCCAGAGACUAAUCAGAAUAAAGCAAUUCUUGAUGAACUUAAAAUGAGAAGAAACCACAAUUCCAUAGAUAAUGAUUCUAUAAAAUAUAAAUACAAACGAUGUUCUUUUAAAUAUUAUGAUCCAAUGACUAAUCGAGUCCUGAAAACAACUCCUACUGACUUAUUAGGAGACAAAGUUAAAAAACCUGCCCAUGUGAGACAGCUGUUUAAAAGUCUCAACCUAAAUGUCAAGUUGAACAAAGGUGUUGCUUCUCAGAAAGAAUGCUUACCAGCUAGUCAGUCUUCUAAUUUGUUAGACCUUGAUAGCUCUACUUCAGACCCAGAUAAAGGAGAUGAUUUAACAUCAAGUCAGAAGUUGGAUGGAUCUUCCCUUUCUUCCGCUGAAGAAGAUGAUUUAACAUCAAGUCAAAAGCAGGAUGGACCUUCCUUUUCUUCAGAGGAUUAUGAAGUUUUGAUUGAUAGCCCUGCAGAUGAAUCUUAUCAACAGUCUGCAGUCUCACUUUUAGACACCAUGCAUGUUCAAAUAGAAAAUUAUUCCAGAUCAGCCUCAUUUAAGCAGACGGUUGCAAAAACACCUGUAAAGUCAAUCAGAAGUGAGUUACUAGUGAAGAAAAAUCCAAAGAAAAUCUGGGAAAGGAAGGAGGCAAAUAGUAAGAACACAGGUUUUUCCAGAAAGGCUUCUGGACCUAUGGUUCUCCAUCAUGGAAUUGCUAGAGUAAGAAUUAAGGACACUUCGGAAAAACAAAUACCCUGGGUUAGGAGCAGAAGGAAUGAGAUAAUAAGAAAGUAUAUAUCACCAUUGCUCUCUAAAUAUUCUGCUGUUUUGGGUUGUGGACAUCUAGCUAGAAAAACUGUUGUGGGAAAGUACUUGAGGACGCAAAAACUUGAUUUUAAAAUGCUAAAGAAGAGGAAAAGACCCAGGAAGAUGUUUUUGAACUCCACAGUCACAUCAGGUGCUACUGAAACACCAGAGAGAGCCUCAGCAGAGUCUAUUCUGGAACAGUCAGAAUGGACUUCUUCCAAAGUUACAAGGUGGGAGGUGAGUGAUGAUCAAAGACUACUUAACACAGAAAAACAGCCUUCUAGAACUGCUACACUACCUGCUUUAUCUUGUCCUACUGGGACACCGUUAUUUAACACAGAAACUCUUUCCUUGCCAACAACUAGUGGCAAGUUGAACGAGAAAAUGAACUAAAGAUUUUUGUGCUGUCUAGUUGAGGAGUCAAAACCCUCAGCUAAAUUAUAUUUUAAAUUAAUAAGCUAAUAACUCAGUUCACAUGGCUGGGAUAUGGGCACAGUACACAUUGCACUGUUUUGCUAUAAAUGUUUUUUCAGAAGUUUUGUAUUUGUUUGAAUUUAGCACUUAGGGCCUUAUUUUUAGACUUAAAUGCACUUGUUGUCCACCCUUUUCUGCAGAAAAACUGUGAUCUUGUAUAAUUUUAUAAUUUAAUAUAAAAUAUUAAAAUUGACCCCCAGUUUGAUGCUCUCCCUCUCAGUCUUUGUGAUUGUACCUCCCAUAUCCUCAGAUUGUAAUAAAUUGUCAAAAUGAUGCCCAGGAAAUAUAGUAAAACAAAUGCUGUCAUAUUUUUAAUGACAAAUUGGUGGUUGUUUGCACAUACGUUAUAUGUGUUUUAGGACUGCUUUGGGAGCAGUGUCAAUAUAGUAUGAGACUAGCAAAUGAAAAUGAAGUACAGUUCAAUCAUAAGACUGGAAGGGACCAUGAGAUGUCAAAUAGAGUAUACCCUGCCUUGUUGUUAGAAUCUCAACUAAAGUAUUAGACAAAUGAAAAUUAACUUUGUUUUUAAAGACCUGUAUGGAAAGAAGUUCCAGAAUCCCCCAGUUAACAAAAAAUUGUCAAGCAGUUAUUUUAGCCAUAGCUCUUAGGCCCUAAUUUCAUUCAUUUGGACCAAAUAAAAACAAAACAAAACAACAACAAAAAAAAGCCCAAAUCCUUGUGACUUUACAGUUUACAAUUUAGAAACAAUUCAGGUUUGUGGGUGGGAGGAAAACCCCUUUUUUUCUCCCAGU